Messenger RNA from Dreissena polymorpha, 367 nucleotides. RefSeq lists its product as uncharacterized. The transcript has 2 exons. The record is from RefSeq and is a predicted model, not a curated record. Bases 59 to 367 code for a protein of 102 amino acids. NCBI's taxonomy places the organism in Eukaryota, Metazoa, Mollusca, Bivalvia, Myida, Dreissenidae.
GUGCCAACGUUGAAGAUCUCCGCAGUGCGUACCAGCGCGAGGCUGCAAAAGGGAAGAAAUGACGUCUGAACGAAAUAUGCUCAAGGAGCAUAUCUCCCAGGAAAGAGCCCUGAGUGACGAAUUGAAGACAGAACUGGAGAAAGUUCAGUUUGAAAGGUUGGAAGCCGUUAACAAACUGCAGAAAGAGCGCGAGCAGUCGACCCGCUUCAAGUCCGAGCGCGACCAGGUCACAUAUGAGCUGCGCCAGUUGAAAUCUCGUGAGAUCACGCUAAAUCAGGACCAGCAGACAGAGAAAGCAGCCAUGCGGAACAGCGUACGUGAGGUGAAACGCAAAAAGGAGGAACUCAGAAUGAAACUUGUAUGUUGA